AUGCCUGUCCAGCUGCUGCCAGCCUCCGCGGCGGCUUUUGCCCCAAGAGCCUCAUCGGUCAACGUCGUGCUAGGAUCCAAGGUCGAGCCGUGGUUGACCCAGACACUGAAGCGCAUCAACCGAGUCAAGCGUCCCCUCAACAGCGUCCCCCAGCACCAAAGAUGUCUUACCGAGACUCUGUCCUCGCCCAACGCCAUCUGGACUCUUACAUCCAUCAUGCUGCCCAAGGCCCCGGAAUCCGACUUGCGCCAGGACUCAAACCCCCUCGUCGAGGCCCUCUUCAACUAUCAGCUUCUCCACAUCGAGGCCUACAUCGUCCACGUCGACAUGGUCCUGCGCAACGAGGUCGCCUUCAAGCUGACCUCGGACUCAAUAGACGCUCUUGUCGAGUACCACAAGGAGAUCCACUGCGUCGACUCAAAGGCAAACACGUACGACUGGUCCGAGAAGGACCAACAGUGCAAGAAGCUGCACGACGAUUUCGUCCAGGCCAUUAACAAGUUUGUCUACCGCACCCACGUCUCCGCUCUCGAGGGCCUCGAGGAGGAAGGUGCCGGUGAGCUGCUGUCCGGCAAGAGCGACGAGGUCAAGAACAGCAUCAUGAGCUUGAUGAAACCCUUGCUGCCUCCUCCUCCCCGUGUUGUCGAUGUCAUCAGGCAGCCUCCCCUGCUCCCCAGCUCGCCCGCAAGCGGAAGCAUCUGGUCGCAGCCUCCCACCCCCGCCCACCUGCCCGCCGUCGACGCAUGGAGAGUUCUGCCUUCGAGCCCGAGCAUCGCAUCCACCUCUCAGGAGUCAACACCCAUCUGGGCCAACAUUGGCAUGAGCGACGUCCAAAUCCCCUCCCCCACGCCCUCGUUCAGCCAACCAUUCUCCACCGCCGGCUUCUACUACAGUGCACCCGCCAUCACCGCGCCCAUCCCGGCCCUGCCGCUCCCUAGCAUGUUCACCCCGCAAUGCGGCGUGAGCGUCGGCUACGGCGGCUUCGGCUGGGAUCGCUACCAGGAGUACGCGACGACCAUGUGA
Messenger RNA from Colletotrichum graminicola M1.001, 1023 nucleotides. RefSeq lists its product as uncharacterized. Lineage: Eukaryota; Fungi; Ascomycota; Sordariomycetes; Glomerellales; Glomerellaceae. The transcript has a single exon. The coding region runs from base 1 to 1023 and encodes 340 amino acids. The record is from RefSeq and is a predicted model, not a curated record.